This is a messenger RNA of Ipomoea nil (Japanese morning glory), 699 nucleotides long. RefSeq names its product chromatin target of PRMT1 protein-like. Bases 1 to 699 code for a protein of 232 amino acids. The record is from RefSeq and is a predicted model, not a curated record. The transcript has 2 exons. NCBI's taxonomy places the organism in Eukaryota, Viridiplantae, Streptophyta, Magnoliopsida, Solanales, Convolvulaceae.
AUGGGGUUUGUUGAUGGUACGAAACCCUCACCGGCUGUUCUUCUUGCUGCCGACGCCAACACCGCCGACGCCAUGCCACGGCCGAAUCCCGCCUAUGCCGUUUGGAUGCGUCAAGAUAAAGCAUUGUUGUCCAUGCUUGUCUCCUCCCUCUCCGACGAGGGUGAUUCUUCGGUUGCGGAUUACAUCGGGCGAGCUCAGGUGAUUGUUGAAGAGCUCACCCUCGCCGGCCGCGUCGUCUCCCUCGACGAUCAGAAUCUCUUUGUUUUUCGCGGUUUGAGACCGGAAUUCUGUGCCCUCACUGCGUCUCUUGCCGUCCGUGGGCAGCCGGUCACGCUCCAGGAGUUGGCGGACUUCCUCGGUGCCCAGGAAUUUAUCGCCAGCCGUGAUUACGGCGGUGCUCCGACGGCUCUUGCUGUUCAGCGCGGUGGCGGCCGAUCAGGUCGCGGAGAUCAGAACCGUGGCGGCGGUCAACGAGCAGGCGGUGGCAAUGGCGGGUCCAAUCGUGGUGGUGGCCGUAGACAGCAAGGUGGCCGUGGGCGUGGUGGUCGCGGUCGCGGACGCAACAGUGGUGGCAAUCAGGUUCAGUGCCAGAUAUGUAGGCGGACUGGUCACGAGGCUCAUGUAUGCUAUAACCGGUAUAAUUCCUCACCUCAGGCCAAUCUAACAUAUCAAGAUAAUUCAGAUGUUGGUACUCCUUAG